Messenger RNA from Paralichthys olivaceus (Japanese flounder), 2007 nucleotides. NCBI's taxonomy places the organism in Eukaryota, Metazoa, Chordata, Actinopteri, Pleuronectiformes, Paralichthyidae. The record is from RefSeq and is a predicted model, not a curated record.
AAAAAGUUUGGCUAUUUCCCAAAGGAUGCAGUGCAAGUGGAACAAGUUUAUGCAACUAAUGAGAAAGUUGUGGAAACACAGAGAUCUGAUUUCUUCUGUAUGGAUGAGUUUGGUUAUCCUAUUGACUCCAGUGAUCUGGACAGUGAUAAUGAAACUGAUGACCAGAAAAUCCAAAUCCACGAGUCAGAAUCACACAACGACGACAAAAACGCUGAACGUCCUUCAACGUCUGCAGAUCCCUCUCCAGAAUUCCCAGUUGAAACUCAGCAAUCUGAAGACACAUCAACAGAGGGAGAUGAAAAGAAAAACACUGGUGAUGCUGCUGCCGGGACUCACAAGGAAGCACGUGGCAAUCCUGUGGUUCUGAAUGAACAAGGUGGGUCUCCCUCCUCCUCAUGGCUUUCAGUGACAGGAUGGCUGGGUCUGGGAAAAGAGGAGGAAUCUGUCAAUUUGCCUGAAGAAGAGAAAGACGAAGGGAAAGAAUCACAAGCCGAAACCUCAACUACAUCAGUGACGGGGUGGCUGGGGUUCGGAGGAGAAGAAAAAACUGAUGAUGAUGUGAAACGUGGAGAAGAUGAAAUUAAAGAAACUGAUGAUUCUUUCACUUCAACCUUGACUGGAUGGCUUGGCUUCGGAGGAGAUGCAAAAACAGAUUCUGCCGAAAAGGAGGAAGAUGGCACAAGAGAAGUGAAGGAAGAAAUUGAGCCAAAAGUAACAUUCAGGAGCAGGAGGAUGUCUCUGGACCUCGAGAACAGCCAAUUACAAGAAGAAGAGAAGAAAGAGACGAGCACAUUGGAUUGGCUCGGAAGCGGACUGUCACACACCCUGGGAUUUGGCGUGACCAAUCAGGAGCCAGAGCAUGAGACAAAUGCUGAAAAGGAGGCUGAGAAGGCAAGUGAGGAAGAGGAGGAACAGCCAUCAUCUGGUUCUUGGUUUGGGAUUGGGGACAUUUUAGGAUUGGGGAAAAACGAGAAUAAAGUUCAUGAGAGUCAAGACAGUGGGUUUAAAGACACAGAAGAGGAAAAAACCACAGAAGAAGAAACGCUUUUAGAGAAUGUAGACACCAGUGAAACACAGGGAGAGGAGGAAAAAAAAGAAUCAGAUGAAGAGCGACUGGAGGAAGAGCUUGAGACGAAAACAAUAACAGAAGAGGGAGACAAUUAUGUUAAUAGCAGUUCCAACAAAGACACUGUUCAAUCUGAGACAGGAUCAGAGUCUACCACCUCUGCGCUCGAUGAAGACAAUGGUAAUAAAAAACCUGAUGAUUCAGACUGCAGCAAGAAUGAGGCUGCGACCAAGGUUUCUCCUCAGAUCAAGUUAGAGGAAACGUCCCAGGCUGCAGGUGGAAUAUCUAUAGAGACAGAGGUCGACGAACAUCAUGUGCCCAAAUCAGAAAAUGUCAACUACAGGGAGUCAGGAGAAGAGGAAAUCAAAACUUCAAGCAACAAUAAUGUGGAUCAUUUGACACAAUCUGAAGUCAAUCAAGGGCCUGAGCUCAGCUCUGUGGAUUUAAAUUCAGACUCCACUGCUCAAUCUGUUGGUGAGGCUGAGGACGAUGAAAAGGAUCAGCAGCAAAGAAAGAUGACAGAUAGAGUGGGAGAGGAAGAGGGUGAUGAGUCAAAGGAAGAGGAGAAGCAGGAGAGGAUGGAGGUAAAGCAAAGUGUGAAACAGGAUGAAUUAAAAGAGGUGGGAGAUAUACAGGAAGAGGAGAUACAGCAGGAAAUAGAGGAAGAAAAACAACAGGAGGAGACACUGAAUGAGGCAGAGGAGUUAAAAGAAAGACAGAAGCAGCAGGGAAUGAAGGAAAUACAAGAAGAGAGGAAGCAGGAAGAGAUGGAGGAAGUAGGCAAGGUUGAGGAAAUAAAUGGAGAGGAAAGGCCGAACUUAAUAGAGGUGAAGAAAGAAAAGGACAAACAGCGAAAUGAGGAGUUAAAGGAUGAGGAGAAAAGAGAGGAGGUGGAGGAGGUAAAGAAAGAGAGGAAACAGGAGGGUGUAGAGGGGAGUUAA